ACGUUGCAGAGGAUUGUGGGAAAGACCGGUGUCAGAACAGAAAACGUGCUCGGCGCUGAGACCGUUAACAACCUGUAUUUUCUGUCGUUUUUCUUUUCUUUGUCGCAUAAAUGGAAACUAAAACGGAGCCACACAAACGUUACAUCUGCUCCGUUACCGACUGCUCGGCGGCUUACAACAAACAGUGGAAACUGGACGCUCACAUGUGUAAACACACGGGGCUGAAGCCGUUCAAGUGUGAGCACGAUGGCUGCAGCAAGUCCUUCUGUAGCUCGUAUCACCUAGCACGGCAUGAGCUCACCCACAGCGGCGUGAAGCCGUUUCACUGCACCGUGGACGGCUGCGGCGAGGCCUUCACCACCAACGCAAACCGGGCCAGGCACAUCAGCCGCAUCCACACCGAGGAGCAGAAGAAGUACGUUUGUAAGUUUGAGGGCUGCGGACUCGAGUUCAGGAAGAACAAGCAGCUAAAGUCUCACAUGUGUGAGCAGCACACCCAGCUGCCCCCUUAUCAGUGCACUUAUGAAGGCUGCCAGAUGCGAUUCACCUUCCCCAGCAAGCUGAAGCGGCAUGAGAAGGUGCACAGAGGUUACCCCUGCAAGGAGGACGGCUGCACCUUCACAGGAAAGACGUGGACUGAGCACCUGAAGCACAGGAAGGAGCAGCACAGGGCCAUCCUGAAGUGUGACCAGUGCAGCAAGGUGUUCAGGGACACAUGGUUCCUGCAGCAGCAUCAGCAUGUCCACUCUGAUAUGCGGGUUGUCCUGCAUUGUCCCAGGGACGGCUGUGACAGGUCAUUCACCACAACCUUUAACCUGCAGAGUCACAUCAGCUCCUUCCACGAUGAGCUGCGGCCCUUCACCUGCACAUACGCAGGCUGCAGCAAGACCUUCGCCAUGAGGCAGAGCCUCCAGCGUCACAGCAUUGUCCACGACCCGGAGAAGAGGAAGCUAAAGAAGCCUAAAGCCAAAAGAUCUCUUGCCUCCAGGUUAAGCGGUUACAGUGAAACAAAGAGAGUAGUCUGCAAAAAGCGCCAGAAGCCUGAAUCUGCUCAGAAAAAGACAGAUCCACCCGGUCCUGUUGAGUUGGUGUCCCUCCUGCAAGAUACGUCCUUGCUCUGCAGCCCUGCUGUGGACACACACGGACUUACUAAUUCCCUGACUACACCUUUAACAGUGUAGAGUUUCAUACCAGUAUUGUGAGGACAGCAGAUGCUUGAAAAUAGCAUUCAUUAUGUAUUAUCGUUUCUAACUUGGUUGUUGGAAGUUUUGGUGUUGCAUAAAGUUUCCCACCACUGUGAAGUCACCAUCUAGAAGUCUAAGAGUUGGACAUGUAGGGUGUUUGGGUUGGUGUGGCUGAAACCAAACACACCAAACUGCCUGUUGAGUUGGUUGAUUUUCAUUUAUUUCUGUAAAUGAAUUCUGUAUGAAGAGGUCAGCACACCUACAGGAAUGGAGCCAGGUUCAGGCGUUCCCUCCCUCUGUAUUAUUUCUCUCUGUAUAAAUUAUGUCUUGUGCACUUUUUGUGAACGUUCCAGAGCCAUUAUUUUCAUUAUAUGUUUCUGAAGUCGAUAAGAAAAAUAUAUUUUGUACACAUUGUAAAGAGCUGAUAAGAAAAUGUAAGUUUUUUUUGGUUGCAUUGUAAAAGUAUAGGAUGGUGCUUAACUAAAACCCAUGGAUGCACUGAAUGCAUGUUGUGUCUGAAUAGCAUUAUUGUUUUUUACAGGGCCCUUUAAAUCAGUUAGGCAUAACGUAGUAUCCAGUACUACCCUGGGGAAAAGCCUUAACAUUGCACUUGCACGCAGAAAUAAAACAACUGUGUGAUUAUUUUGACCUACAGGACAUUAAACAUUAAAAUAUUCCCAAAUUUAAACUGAUAUUGUCCAGUCAGACUUGACUCUUGUGGCUGAAUGGUAGCAAAUCCCCUCAGCCAGUUUCCAAAGUCUGGUGAAAAUGCUUCCAGAAGUGUGGAGGCUGUCGUGGCAGUAGGUUUAUGCCCAUGGCUUCAUGUGGCAUGUAUGAGUGAAAUGUUCAGGUUUCCACACACUGUAAAGUGCUUGUGUGUCCACAUACUUUUGGUCUUGUAGUUUAUGUUUCUCGACCUUGUGUCAUCAUGGUCCAGGAGAGUGCAGCCGAUGUCACUGACUUGCACAUCUUAAACCAGAGGAGGGGUGUGUGUUGCCAGUGAAAUCGCAGGCUCCACAGAGCGACUGGAAUGAAAACCUGCGGAUUCUUUGGCCGUGAUGACAAACGGUGGAGUAUCUCAGCUCUGACCAGCAGAUUUACAGCGUAAACAGGAGCAGCUCUGUGCGAGUUUGAGAUUCCGAGGCUAAAUCCUCUUUGAAUAUUUCCAGUAACGGGAAGGCUGCUCCCUACAUUCCUGCCCUGCUCAGCUCAGACGAGCCCUAUAUGGACUGACUGUCUGACCAACUCACCCAGGAAUGCUCUGCAGACCUCAUCCAAUUACUAUUCAUACAGUUUGAAUGUAACAUGUAAGGCCCUGUAAUCAUUUCCUGUUUUAAAAGCUUCCUACAUGGCUGUUGGAGCGAUAAAACUCAAAUUCAUCAUGGGGGACCAAUGCUCAGAUUUGUCUUGAUGACACAGCUGCAGAGUUUACAGUAACACUGCUCAAACGCACAUGCAAAUACAGUAUAAUAAUAUCUUUAUCUGCUGCUUCAGUCGGAAACAUUUCAGAUAAAAAUCACCAUUUUCCUUCAUGAUUUUUCAACAAAUCAGACACCACUGUUUCUGUGUUUACCUUCUAUGAAUAAAAUGUGUUUUCACUGUU
Messenger RNA from Toxotes jaculatrix (banded archerfish), 2787 nucleotides. It is a transcript of the gene gtf3aa, whose product is annotated as general transcription factor IIIAa. Bases 111 to 1181 code for a protein of 356 amino acids. The transcript has a single exon. Gene Ontology annotation, cellular component: nucleus. The record is from RefSeq and is a predicted model, not a curated record. NCBI's taxonomy places the organism in Eukaryota, Metazoa, Chordata, Actinopteri, Toxotidae.